Pseudomyrmex gracilis is the source of this 4372-nucleotide messenger RNA. Its product is annotated as monocarboxylate transporter 14-like. The record is from RefSeq and is a predicted model, not a curated record. The coding region runs from base 611 to 3265 and encodes 884 amino acids. Gene Ontology annotation, molecular function: monocarboxylic acid transmembrane transporter activity. Gene Ontology annotation, biological process: transmembrane transport; monocarboxylic acid transport. The transcript is spliced from 7 exons. NCBI's taxonomy places the organism in Eukaryota, Metazoa, Arthropoda, Insecta, Hymenoptera, Formicidae.
CGACAGAGGCGGAACACUCGUGGCGAGACCGAGAGACGAGACCGAAGCGCACACGCGUGCACGAGUCAGGUGCGGCGCCGACGAAAAGAACCUUUUCCUAUGACGUGGAUUCGAGAGACCAAGGCUUGCGCGAGAACGGCCACACGCUCGUUCGCUCAGUUGUACCGGGUGUCCUGCACAAUCGAGGCGGUCGUCGCACGAUAAUCUUGUGUCUCUCUCUUUCUUUCCCCGUGUGUCUCUUCGCUUUGCUAUAUAACCGAGGAGGAAGAAACACGCUCGCCGAGGCGAAUGCGCGAAAACGUCGCCAACGACACAAUAAGAAGACGGCGCAAAACGCUUUUUCCGACAAACAUCGUCGUGCCAGACCGCCCGAAGUCUUCGGUCACGACAAUUAGCGCGAGCUGCACGCUGGACGGGCAAUUCAAGCGACGCGAAGGUGCGUGUAUGAAGGUGAGCUCCGUGCGGUCGACGUUCUGUGAAUUGUCGAGGAUUUCGAAGGUCCUUAUGGUAACCGGAGGACGAGGCGGAUAUCUCCCCAACGAGUUUCAAGGGUUGAAGGGCUGGCGGCGCCGGUGGAUUCACUCGGCCACUACUUACAUUUAGAGAGACAAUGGCCAGCAGGAAGAGCGAAACUAUCCUGCGUGAGGAUCAAGUAGAUGACGAUUGUAGGAACAACAGGAGAAGCAGUAACCAUAACAACAACUAUCGCUCCACGAGCGCCGCCAGAAAAGAGGGUUUGUCAAGCAAGAUUCAUCAUGAUCAGCCACAGAAAGCCCCGUUGGUCGGCUGGCAAAAUGGCAGUCCCACUAUUUGCUCAAAUCCCAUCGUCAGGGGCGAUCUCGACGACGUUGGUCCGUAUUCGAGAGGCUUUAAUUUACGCCAACCUAGUCUGGACUCGACGCAGGAAGAGCCGCACGACACUGCGAUCGAGUUGUUCGAGUCAAACGCGCCGAUCAAAACGUCGGAGCAAAGUGGUGCAUUGAACAACAUUCAAGAAUCGCUUAUUUAUAGGAAGAAUCAUGAUAAAACGGUGCGAAAUACUGGUGCUACGGCGAAUCAACUACAAGUCAAGAAAUCUGGGGAUUGCGAAACUAUUUCGGAACGGGAGGAAGAUUCUUCGGAUACCAGCACGAAAGAAAAGCAGAAAGAAAAGCCGAAGGUGCCGGAUGGUGGUUGGGGUUGGGUGGUUGUCGUCGCCUCCAUCAUCAUAUCUAUGGUAGCCGACGGUAUCUCCUUCAGCUUCGGUCUCCUUUACAUCGAGUUUCUUCACGAGUUUGGUGAAUCCAAAUCUAAAACCGCCUGGAUCGGCUCACUCUUCAUGGCCGUGCCACUUCUAUCCGGACCAGUCAUGUCCGCCCUCGUCGAUCGUUUCGGUUGUCGCUUGAUGACUAUCGUAGGCGGACUGGUAUCGGGAUUGGGAUUCAUAUUAUGUAUCUUCAGUAACACCAUCGAGAUAAUGUACUUAACGUUCGGCGUCAUCGCGGGUCUCGGUCUGGGUCUGUGCUACGUCACCGCAGUCGUGAGCAUCGCCUUUUGGUUCGAUAAAAAGCGCACCCUAGCUGUAGGUCUGGGUGCUUGCGGCACCGGCAUCGGUACUUUUGUCUACGCGCCGAUGACUACCUACUUCAUCAAUGAAUACGGCUGGCGGGGCACCUGUCUACUUCUGGCCGGCACAUUCUUCAACAUGAUCGUCGCGGGAGCCGUGAUGAGGGAUCCGGAGUGGUGGAUACUCGAGCAGCGCAAGCACCACAACCAAACGGCGAAAAAAUCGAACGCUGCACGAUCGGACGGUGUGAAGCCAGACGGAAGUCCGUUGAAUGAGUUUCCGGGGGUCGAGGAACUCAGAAAAUUGUUGAGAAGCGAGCACGCGCCUGAAUACCUUUUGCAAAAUUUUAGCACGAGCACCGAAGCGACCGACGGCGCGAAGAGACGCACAACGAGCGUUGUUAAUCUGCCAACUUUUGUAAAGUGCAGCGAAAAAGUGCCUUUAGAAGUGUUGGAGUCAUUGCUGAGCAACUCUAAACUCUACAAUGUCAUUCUGGAAAACUACCCCAGUCUUCUGCUGUGUAGAAGCGUGUCCGAUAAGCAUCUCAAUGGGAGAGAUUCAAUACAUAAUUCUAUGGGAGAGAUUUGUACUAAUAAAAGCGGAGUCACUAUGUCAAUGAGGCUUAAACGAGCAUCGGAACCGAGAACGAUCACAGAACAAAGGAAAGAUUCUUGUCCGUCGUCCAUUCAAGCUUCGACGAAGCCGGUUAGAAGAACAUCUCGAAAAGAGACAGAGGAGACUAAUCCGUUGCUGACGAAAGAAGUCGCGCACACGGUCGGGCCGGCAGAAAGAAGAAAAAGAUUGACUAGGCGUCACACCACAGACGAGCCGCAGACUAACGUUAUCAGGACGGACUCGAUACCUUGGCUCAGACGACAGUUCAGUACAAAUACUCAUUAUUUCAAGGACAUCCGGGUGCACAGAAAUUCCGUCAUGUAUCGCGGCGCUUCCUUGAAUCUGCGCAAAUACAGGCUGAGAGCGAGCAGUUGUCCUAACAUCUAUAGAAAUAGUAUGAUCACGUUGGAUAAAGAAGAAGAACAGAAGUGGUAUGCCGAGCUGGUGGACUUGUUGAAGGGCAUGGUGGAUUUUUCCAUGUUUCUCGAAUUCCAUUUCCUGCUAAUGUCAUUAUCGACGAUAAUGCUGUUCACUUGGUUCAUCGUGCCGUACUUUUAUCUUGCGGAACAUCUGACUAGAAAUGGUUACUCCGAGGCCGACGCCGCUAAUCUUCUCAGUAUUAUCGGCAUAACCAAUACUAUUGGAAUGAUCGUUCUAGGUUGGGCCGGCGAUCAACCCUGGAUGAAUGUUGAUAAGACGUACGCUUGGUGCCUAGUCGCUUGUGGAACGUCCACCUUGUUGAUGUCCGUGUUCACUCACUAUUACAUAUAUCUAUUAAUAACCUCAGCGUGUUUUGGCAUCUUCUUUGCCAGCUCCUUCAGUUUCACUCCUGUUAUAUUGGUGGAGUUGAUCCCUCUGGAAAGAUUUACCACCGCUUACGGCCUUACCUUGCUAUGCCAAGGAAUUGGCAAUCUCCUUGGACCACCUUUGGCUGGAUGGUUCUUUGACAUUACGGGCACGUGGCAUCUGUCUUUUCUCAUGGCUGGCGGUUGGAUUAUUGUCUCUGGCAUCCUGAUAGGUAUUAUACCGUAUACAAAGAAUAGAAAAAUCUUCGGCAGUGGACCAAUCGAGAGGGAACGAACAAACGACGAGUGCUUAGCAUAAAACAAAAUUAUAUAUUUAUUAUACACACAUAUAUAUAUAUAUAUGUAUAUAUUAUAUAUAUACAUUAAAAAAUUGAAAUUGUGCGUGCGCACUCUACCGUCAAAAAUAGAACAAAACAGAUAAAAUCAUCUUAGUGGUAAGUUAGUUUUGUUCUUAUAUGUUUCAUUUUAUUUUUUAUCAAAACAAAAUAGAAAGUAAUUUUAGAGCAACAAUAAUUUACCACUGAGAAAUAUGACACUUAUUAAUUCUAACAAAAAGACAUAGUUAGAAAAGAUAAAGUUUGAUUUAAAGUACGAAUCUCAUUACACUUACAUCGAAUGAGAAAUACGUCAAAUGCAGUUUUUUUUUUAAGUUUGCUACAUGUACUCCCUUACGGAAAAAACGUUCAACUUGACCGUAAACUUGCAAUAUUCAGCGUUAUACGUUCAAUUUUUACGGAACGUUUUUUCCGUAAGAGUUAAAGUACAGACAGCACUUUUGACAUCAUUUUGACCUCUUUCUCGUACUUAUCUUACAGCGUACUUUUUGACAUUUUUCUCUCGUACUUAAACUCAAAUAGUUGUACUUACGCAUAAUGCAGCAAAAUAAAAUAUAAUGUUUACAAAAUGAAAAACUAUGCCGACAUAUACGUAUUGCACAUGCGACGCAACGCGUAUCCAUGUAUCUAUCUAGCAGAGAGCAAAUAAAAUAUCUAAAGUGCAAUUACAGUACGUAACUUUUGCAAGUACGUAAUUUUUGCAAAAAAAAAAAAAAAUAAAUAAUUGUUGCAAGUUGUUAAAUGUACUUUUAAUCGAAUUAUAUAUAGUACAAUAAAUAUUUGCUGCGAUAACAUAAAAAUAAAUCACGUUAAAAUGGAUUGUUUUAUAAAUAAAACAUCUUCACAUUCAAACUUUUUAACUUGAAUAUUUAGUGGUAUUCAGUUUAAAACACAUGUCGUGUUUGAAAAAAAAAAGUAAGUUGUGUGAAAGAUAUAGAUUUUUACCAAUUGUUAUCUGUUUAAAAUUGUUAUUCGAAAGGUAAUAUGAUGCCGUCGAUCUCUUUGUUUGUCAAAUGUACAACUAUGUGUAUUCCUCAUUUUCAAUAAACGUGACAAUAUUACACCAACGA